CUGGGGAAUCACCUCGGCGUUGAACGAGGUUCUGAUCGAAAGCAAAAUACAGAGCUCGCUCACAAGGUGUUUCUAAUCUUGAAUGAAGGACAACUUCAUCGGGCGCCUUUGGUGGAGCCGAAAGUUGCACUUGAUUUGGGAUGUGGCUCAGGCAUCUGGGCUCUGGAAUUCGACAGAAAUCCUACAAACUUCAAGUUUGUUCAAGGUGACAUAGAGAAGGCCUGGGACUGGCUUCCUGCCAGACCAGUUGACUUCUUGACUAUACGCGGCCUCUUUGGGAUUCUUGAUAACUGGACUGAACUUUUCCGCAAGGCAAUGAGCUGCCUCGCACCUGGAGGCUGGAUUGAAGUUGCCGAUGUAUGCUAUAUGACAACCAGUGACGACGGAUCUCUGGAUAACGCCAAAGGACUUCUUCGCUUCGACGCCAUGUACAGAAAGGCCUUGAAUCAGAUGAAUCCAAACCUUGGAACCCUUUCAUCUCUUUAUGAAAAGAUGGUCGAUGCUGGUUUCCAAAGCUGCGCAGUCACGAAGCGAAAGAUACCGGUUUCCGACAUGUCGACUGACCCAGAGCUGAACGAAAUCUCGAAGUAUUCUCUGGAGAUUCAUGAGAUGGAUACAGCUAUCAUUUCCGAACGAGCCUUGCAACCAAUUCUGAAUCUUUCUACAAAAGAAGUAGAGACUGUGCUUGCAGAUGCACUGCGCGAUAUGCGUAACAAAAAUAUCCACGCCUACAGAUAUGGGUGA
This is a messenger RNA of Penicillium verrucosum, 744 nucleotides long. Its product is annotated as class I SAM-dependent methyltransferase. The record is from RefSeq and is a predicted model, not a curated record. The transcript has 3 exons. Lineage: Eukaryota; Fungi; Ascomycota; Eurotiomycetes; Eurotiales; Aspergillaceae.